This is a messenger RNA of Penicillium manginii, 1377 nucleotides long. Its product is annotated as cytochrome P450. The record is from RefSeq and is a predicted model, not a curated record. The transcript has 9 exons. Gene Ontology annotation, molecular function: monooxygenase activity; heme binding; iron ion binding. Lineage: Eukaryota; Fungi; Ascomycota; Eurotiomycetes; Eurotiales; Aspergillaceae. Bases 1 to 1377 code for a protein of 458 amino acids.
AUGGCUCUGAUUCAAUUUAUAUCGUCUGGAUGGCUUGAACCUCCAGUUGGAACUGUGACUAUUUUGAUUGGUGUCUAUGUUAUUUUCGGCUGUGUGAUUAUACUUUCGUUGAUUCUUACGUCGAGUCAGCUGGCCAACAGUAAUGUUCCUUUUGUGAUGACUACACGUACUUGUGCGAUUAUCUACCAACACUACCGGUUCCUCGUGGACGGGCCGGGUCUCAUCAAAAGAGGAUACGACCGGUUCUUCGACGGGCUCUUCGAGAUCCCGCGUACAUUCCGCUUUGGCCAGGUUAUCAUUUGCAAGCCCGAGUUAAUUGACGAGUUGAAGAACACCGGAAGCGCAGUCGCAUCUCCGGAGCCAUGGAUUGACCAGACUACUCCUGGUGUCAUUCGUGGAACUGUGCACAAGCAUUUGGAUCGGUAUAUACCCUCAAUGAACGAGGCUAUACAAACCCAGCUGCGUGCUCUAUCCUUUGACGAGAGCGACGAAUGCACGAUCAGUUGUUUCGAAUUUGCAUACUCGGUCGUCGCCCGCAGCGGUAGCUAUGCCAUGGUAGGAAAACGUCUCGCCAACAAUGAAGAGUACCUCAAAGCCGUCAAGGAGCAUAUACUGGGGAUGAUCAUGACUACCCGGGUGCAAUUUCUCGUCCCGGAUCGGUUGAAAAGAUAUUUGGGUGGCAUCAUCAGCCGCCUGGCUACAAUUGGUACACGCUGGGAUAUGCAUGCAUCACGCAAGAUUUUGCUUAAGCACUUCGAUGCCCGGGCGGCCGAGUACCGCGAUGAGAUGGCAUGCCCUGGGGGUAUUAAUGAUAAAGGUGAUCCUAAGUCGACAGAUAAGCCAGUUGAGAUAUUUCGGUGGCUAUUCGAAAGCUCGGUACUUCAUCAUCGAUGGAGCUACUCCGAGGUCCUUGGAGAGAUGCUAUUGCUCCAAUUUGCCUUCAUAUACACAACCGGCUACGCUCUCUACGGCGCUUUGGCCGAGCUAGCCCGACAACCUGAAUACAUUCAACCACUGCGAGAUGAGGUCGAAGCAGUCUUCGCCAAUUAUGGAGCCACCGUCCCAGCCUGUAAUCAAAUGAUUCUUCUUGAUAGCUUUUUGAAAGAAUGCCAACGUCUACACCCACCUGCAGCCAUAUCCGCCCACCGAGUCUGUGUCAAAGCACUCGAAUUCUCCAAUGGGAUUAUACUCAAGCCUGGAACCCAUGUCGGCGUACCGAGCAGCUGGAUCCAGCGGUCAAGUGCAUACUACGAGGAUCCAGAGACUUUCGACGGUUAUCGAUUUGUGAAGCGCGCAGCGGCCGGGGCAACAAAUACUAGCCUAGUCGACCUAGGCCCCGACUAUCUUGUUUUCGGUAUGGGCGUGCAUGCCUGGUAA